AUGGCCUCCAACCCGUUCUCCCGAGCUUUUCCCCCAGCGCAGGGCCGGUCGUUCUUCGGUGAGAGCUCUCGUCGAGACGAUGACGUUGAGUCCCGCGCUGCGCUCCUUGACGAAGAGAACCUUCGACAUCAGUUCAACGAUUACGACCUUGAACACGCAGAAGGCUUGGAAGUUGAUGACAGCCGUCCAAGCUUAGGAGGGGCAGCUAGUCCGCCGCCUUCACGGCCCCGCCGCGGACCUACUCACCGUCCGACUCGGGCCAGCACCAGCAAGUCCACAUGGGCUCCGCACGACGACGAUGGCGAUAACGAUGUUCCUCCGUCGCUGCUGGUCGAAGCCCACGAUGGGUCUUCUGGGCGCGGACCUGGCCAGCCGAGGAAGGUCAGCCGUGGUCAUCAGGGAACAGCCAUCCCUGGACCGUCCACCCCGCGCGCGCAUUGGGAUGCAGCCCACACUCCGCCAAGGCAACGCGCCAAUAACCCACCCGCUUCGCAUCAUCAUGGCGUCAGCCUACCGACUUCUCUGUUCUCCGGGUCUAUAUCUGGCAGUGCAAAGAAGAGGGCAGAAUGGCGAUGGGCUAAUGUGACAAAUCUCGACCUCUUCAUCAAAGAUGUUUAUGAUUACUACCUUGGGCACGGCAUCUGGUGCAUUCUAACCGACAGGUUCCUACACCUAGUGAACGUUGCCUUUGUGGCCGUUCUGUUGACUUUUCUUACUCAAUGCGUAGACUACAGCAAAGUCCGCGGAAGCCAAAAGCUAUCCCAAAUCCUCGUACCUCAGUGUACCCGCAACAUGUCGGGUCUCUGGAAUACGGGGUUGUUCAUGUUUGCGUUUUACUUUAUUUGGAAGCUGAUUCAAUAUCUGUUGGAUAUGCGGCGGUUGUUGCAUGUCCGCGACUUUUACAUCUAUCUCCUCAACAUUCCGGAUGACGAUAUGCAAACCAUUACCUGGCAGGAGGUUGUUGCGCGCAUCAUGGCUCUUAGGGAUCAGAAUCCUAAGACGGCCACGAAUUUGACUCCGGAGCAGCGGCAGUGGUUAGGAAGCCAGUCGAAGGAACGACUUGAUGCUUCCGAUAUUGCCAAUCGGUUGAUGCGGCCGCCAACUCCUUUCAAGAACGCUAGAAUGGAUGAUAACUUCGCCAUCCUUGACUUUGUCUUCGAUGAGAGGGGACAAGUGAAUCCGGUAUUCCUGAGAUCUGAACGCCGACACGAGCUCAGCAUGAAGCUUCGCCGGCGCUUUGCCUUCUCGGGAAUCUUGAUCCUUGUGUUGUCUCCUUUCAUCGCGGGCUACCUCGUCGUGGUGUACUUCUUGAUGUAUUAUCAUGAGGUUCAAAAAAACCCUUCCGUUCUAUCGUCGCGGACAUAUACGCCACUAGCGGAAUGGAAAUUCCGAGAGUUCAAUGAGCUGCCACACCUCUUCCGUGAGCGACUCAACAUGUCGCAUCCGUACGCCAUUCACUACAUCGACCAGUUUCCCAAGGCAAAGACCGAAAUGGUUGCACGAACGGUGGCUUUCGUCUCCGGUGCCCUUGCCACGGUGCUGGCCAUUUGUUCAGUCAUCGACCCUGAUCUCUUCCUUGGUUUCGAAAUCACCCACGACCGCACCGUGCUCUUCUACACAGCUGUCUUUGGCAGUGUUUGGGCCUUUGCGAGGGGUAUGAUCUCGGAGGACCACUUGGUGUUCAACCCCGAAUUGGCCAUGCGGAAUGUGAUUCAAUACACUCAUUAUAAUCCGGACCACUGGGAGGGCAGGCUCCACAGCGCCGAUAUCAAGGCCGAGUUCUCAGAGUUGUACAAGAUGAAGGUCAUCAUCUUCAUCGAGGAGAUUCUAAGCAUCCUCACGACACCUUUCGUGCUAUUGUCGAGUCUCCCCAAGUGCAGCGACCAGAUCAUCGACUUCUUCCGCGAGUUCACCAUUCACGUUGACGGGCUUGGCUAUGUUUGUUCGUUCGCCGAGUUUGACUUCAAGAACGGUUUCGGCAAAAAGAAGGCCAAGGAGGGCACAGGGGACGUUCGGGAUGACUACUACUCGACCAAGCACGGGAAGAUGGAAGCCUCGUACUACGGAUUUCUGGGCAAUUACGGAAAUUUUGUCUUGGACCCUAAGAAGGGUACAGGUUCACACUUCCCACAUGGCUCGAGGUUCUUCCAUCCUCCGCCUGUCUGGCCGGGCAUUAACGAGCCAGAUCUUCAGACUUCUCGGAUGGGCCGUAGUAGGAUGCUGCCUCGCACGGGAACCGGGUUGCAUCAACCCUCGCCAAUGGCAUCCAUCCUGCUUGAUCCACAUCACCAGCCCCCAGCAGGCACGAAUUUUGGCGCGCGCGCUCGUUCCCAGCAACCGCAACAGCAGCGUGGCGCCGGGCAUCAGAGGGAGAGCAACAUUAUGGAGGAGCCCGAUGAAGAGGACAACGACGAGGACAAGCGGCAGGACGACGAGGAAGCGUUUGAGGGCGGCGUCGCGCUGGACGAGUCGGCGUGGCAGACGUCGCCGGCGCGGACGCUCAACCGGGAGGAUACGGCGAUGUCAGCGCCGCAUGCAGGCGUCGUGCAUAUGAUAUACCAGUUCAACCAGGCGCAGCUUAAUCGUAGGCCGGGCGGAGUUCGAAUCUUCGAUCAACACCAACUCGAGGUCGUCGUCCACUGCCCCCUCCAUUUUCCCAAUUGCGAGCGAAGGCAGAGUGACGCAGUCCUCGUGACCAACUCGACCGAGGCUCGAUCCAGCGUCGACUCAUCAGCCCGGGCACCCGUUGCUCCCGGUUUGCGGUUUUGCGGUACAGCGAACCAGAAAAAUCCGGAAGCAAGCUUCGCUUCUCGGUGCGUGCACGUAUUGCGUCACCUGGUUGCUUCUGCAGUCGCCGCCGCCGCGCAGGAGCUCCCACCAGGGCCGACCACCCGCACGACCGCCGCCGCCGCCGCCUUCACGGCCCUGCCCUUACCUCGUCGUCGAGUGUCCGACGCUUUAACCUUCAACCUGGCUCUCAACGUCGGCGCCACGGGAGCCGUGGCUUCCACAAUGGCUCAGCCUAAUGCCGAGCCCGUGGAGGAAUACGAUUAUGAGUCGCUCCCGCCUAACUUCUCUCUGGUGCAAAACAUGGCUGCCGGCGCCUUCGCCGGCAUUGCCGAGCACUGCGCAAUGUAUCCUGUCGAUGCAAUCAAGACCCGCAUGCAGGUAGCUACUGCUGUCUCCGCUCCCCGCGGCGUAAUCCAGGCGACCUACCGGAUGGCCACCACCGAGGGUAUCCUCAGCUUAUGGCGCGGCAUGUCUAGUGUUAUAGUCGGGGCUGGCCCUGCGCAUGCUGUCUAUUUCGCUACCUAUGAGGCUGUCAAGCACCUCAUGGGUGGUAACCAGGCUGGCGUUCACCACCCUCUGGCUGCUGCGACCAGUGGUGCUUGCGCCACAAUCGCCAGCGACGCCCUGAUGAACCCCUUCGAUGUCAUCAAGCAGAGAAUGCAGAUCGCCAACUCCUCCAAGAUGUACCGCUCCAUGCUCGACUGCGCCCGUUAUGUAUACAGAAAAGAGGGUCUGGCGGCCUUCUACGUAUCCUACCCCACGACCCUGUCAAUGACGGUCCCUUUCACUGCCCUCCAGUUCCUUGCCUACGAGUCCAUCUCGACGCACCUGAACCCGACCAAGAAAUAUGACCCCCUCACCCACUGCCUGGCCGGCGCCGUAGCGGGUGGUUUCGCCGCCGCAUUGACCACACCGAUGGACGUGAUCAAGACGAUGCUCCAGACUCGCGGUACCGCCACCGACGCCGAGCUCCGGACCGUCAGCGGCUUCACGGCUGGCUGCCGGUUAUUGUACAAGCGCGAGGGCUUCCGCGGCUUUUUUAAGGGUGUCAAGCCUCGCGUGCUGACUACCAUGCCGAGCACGGCCAUCUGCUGGUCGGCCUACGAGGCGUCAAAGGCCUACUUUAUUCAUCAGAACUCCACAUGA
This is a messenger RNA of Thermochaetoides thermophila DSM 1495, 3936 nucleotides long. Its product is annotated as putative mitochondrial carrier protein. NCBI's taxonomy places the organism in Eukaryota, Fungi, Ascomycota, Sordariomycetes, Sordariales, Chaetomiaceae. The record is from RefSeq and is a predicted model, not a curated record. Gene Ontology annotation, cellular component: phagophore assembly site; autophagosome. Gene Ontology annotation, biological process: autophagy of mitochondrion; protein localization to phagophore assembly site. The transcript is spliced from 10 exons. Bases 1 to 3936 code for a protein of 1311 amino acids.